Molecule: messenger RNA, 3258 nt
Organism: Babjeviella inositovora NRRL Y-12698
Lineage: Eukaryota; Fungi; Ascomycota; Pichiomycetes; Serinales
Gene: ALG8
Product: dolichyl-P-Glc:Glc1Man(9)GlcNAc(2)-PP-dolichol alpha-1,3-glucosyltransferase
Exons: 5
Coding region: 21-2936 (971 amino acids)
Biological process (GO): protein N-linked glycosylation
Cellular component (GO): endoplasmic reticulum membrane
Molecular function (GO): dolichyl pyrophosphate Glc1Man9GlcNAc2 alpha-1,3-glucosyltransferase activity
Source: RefSeq, a predicted model, not a curated record
GCCAUCUCCACACACCCACAAUGGAAGCCUCAGAUGCCCGACUGUCUUUUAUUUCGACCCUAGAUCACUUUCCAUGCGACUUGGUGCGGUCGCUCUGGUUGCUCCAGCUGCUCAAUAUGAGGGUUGAAACACUCUCCACAGACCUCAAUACGUGUCUCUGCACACUACAAGCAGACCCAAGGAAUUCUGAGCAAAUAGCCAUCCACCAAAUCGUCCAGAUCAGGACUGCCAUCCAUAUGCUUAAGCAGGAAGCAGUGCACGAAGCCCGGCGGUUUCAGCGGCUUUUGACCAACCACAAGGCAGCCUUGCAACACGAUGUAUCGGAAUUCAACCUUCAGGCAGAGAUGCACAACAGACUAGCAAACGAGGAAUGGAAACGGGAGGAGCGAAAACGAUUGGUACAGUACUACAAGGAAAACCCGCGUAACCGUUCCACCGAACCUCUUGUCGUGAAACUACGCACUCCUCUCGUUAUAGCCGAAUCGGAGAAUGUGGUGAUUACCAAGCGAACCCGCGCACAGCUUCUGCCUCACAAACUAGACCGGGUGGUGACACUAGUGGAUAAUCCCGUGGAAAACGGCAAGCUUGCAAUACGGUUGCGCCUCAAGGAGGCUUCAUCUAACGGUCUGAAAUCCAAACCCGGGAGAAAAGCCAAAGAGAAAAAGGUGGAAAUCACAGCACCUGUUCCGGUAACCAAAAAGACCAAAAAGGCUGCUGUCUUUGAGAUCGAACCUGAGCUUUACUGUACAUGUCGGGAUGUCUUCUACGGAGAAAUGGUCGCCUGUGAUGACCCCAAGUGUGAGAUCGAAUGGUAUCACAACGGUUGCGUCGGGUUGACCACGCCCCCUAGAGGCAAGUGGUACUGUCCAACGUGUCUUGAAAGACGGCAAAAGACGAAGCCCCAGAAGGCAGAAAAGCCCCGGAAGGUGAAGGAACCAGAACAGAAGGAAGUGACUGUGAAAAGAGGGAAGGGCAGACCCAGAAAGUAUCCCCUCCCUGUAACUCCAGGACCAGGAAAGAACAAUAACGGGAAAAGAGUUAUGACGAACAAAGCCAACCCCCGUGUCGUCAUAAACAAGCCGCAGAUUGAUAUAACGGCUAAAAUCAUUCAGAAUACCCCGGUGAACCACGCAGAGGGUAGAGGCUCCAGAAUUCAAAAGAGAAAACAGGUAACCAAGAAGGAACAGCCACUGGAAUUUGAACCUACCUCCGAGAAACCGGAAACCGGUAGACCGAGUAAUCUUCGAGAAUGUAAGAGGGUGAAUGUGCUUGCGUUGGGGCCCGACGCGCCCAAGGCCGUCCGCGUCGCAACCAACCGCUCGCUCUACAAUCACUUUAUCGGCUCGCUUGCGAUAAAAAUCCUCCUCUUCUCAGCAUAUCAUUCCACUGAUUUUGAUGUGCACCGAAACUGGCUCUCAAUUACACACAAUUUGCCGCUUCGUGAGUGGUACCUCGAAGAAACGUCGCAGUGGACGCUUGACUACCCUCCGUUCUUCGCCUACUUUGAGUGGUUUGUCUCUCAGUUCGUCACACAGACCGUUGCCGACGACGGCUGCUUGGAUAUCGUUGCCAAGGGAACGUAUGGCUGGCCCACAAUUGUGUUCCAGCGCACAUCGGUGAUUCUCAGUGAGAUUGUGCUCUAUUGCGCGCUUCAGUGGUUUAUCAACACGGCGCCGAAUCGCCGCAACGCAAAGCAGCAGCUGUUUGUGGUAGCAUCCUCGCUCGUUUUAUCCCCCGGGUUGAUGAUUGUAGACCACAUCCAUUUCCAAUACAACGGCAUGAUGUUCGGACUCCUCAUCGCGGCCAUUACGGCGGCGCGGCUCGAACGCUACGUGCUCUGCGGUGCCUUCUUUGCGGUACUUCUCUGCUUCAAGCACAUCUUCCUCUAUCUCGCGCCGGCGUUCUUUGUGUUUCUCCUCAGGGCCUACUGUCUAGAUAUCCACUACCCCACGGGCGUCGCUUCCUUUGUCAAUCUUGUGCGCUGGCGCAACUUGUGCAAGCUUGGGGCCACCGUGCUCGGAAUCUUCACACUCGCAUUCGCACCAUUUGUGUAUUACGGCGUGAUUCCGCAGCUCCUCGCCCGCUUGUUCCCCUUCAGUCGCGGCUUGACCCACGCCUACUGGGCGCCAAACAUCUGGGCACUCUACUCGUUCGCAGACCGCGUGCUCGUCCAGAUGUGCCUCCACGUGCCGGGCGUCGCACGUACAAUCUCCAGCUACUUCCACCACGACGUGCUUGCGGCGCUCACACCCGAGGCACUUGCACAGAACACGCGUGGCUUGGUGCGUGACGUAGAGUUCCUCGUCUUACCGCAGAUCACGCCUCGGGUUACCUUCUAUUUAACGGUCUUUUACCAGGUCAUGUGUCUUCUCCCGGUCUUGUUUCAGCCCUCUUUCAACCGCUUCAUGGGCUCUAUGACGCUCUGCGCGUUUGCAUCCUUCCUCUUUGGCUGGCACGUGCACGAGAAGGCCAUCAUGUUAGUGGUCAUCCCCUUCUCCUUCUUGGUUAUCCAGGAUAAACGCCUCCUCAGCAGCUUUAACUUGCUCGUUAGUAGCGGCUUCGUGUCGCUCUUCCCGCUAAUCUACACCAGCGGCGAGUGGCUCCUUAAAUGCUUGUACACCUUUGUAUGGCUCGUCAUAUACACAUUGUCGUACGAGGAGGUAGCCAAGCUCCUGUCAUCCAUUACACGUCGCGUCUUCUUCAUGGACCGCAUGGUCAAGUGCUACAUCUUGGGACUUGUUCCGCUUGUCGCAGGCUUGGGUCUCAUGGACAUCCUCAGCGUCCGAGUCACCGCAUUACAGCGCUUCGAGUUCUUGCGCUUAAUGGUCAUGAGCAUCUACUGUGCCGUAGGGGUUGUGUGCAGCUGGAACGGCGUAAGCUGGUUGUAUUUUGUCGACGAGCCGUUGUGGGUCGAGGAAAACCCGGGGAAGCUCUGAACGAAAUACGAUAAACCCUGAAUGGACUAGUAUUCAGGCUUUCACAGAAGGAAUUGCACCAAAUAGUAUCUAGGCUGAACCAGUGUCUUUGAUAUGUAAGCUAAUAUAUGUAAGCUCAAAUGACCCCGUUGUAUAUCUAGUGGUAAGGGCGAGGGUGCCACUGGGAUUAGUGGAGCUUAAAGGGUAUAAGGGUUCGGGAAUUACAACAAUGACUGUCGAAAAUCUCAUAUGGUGAUAGUAUAAGGUCACCCGAGUUGUGCCUCAUACUUAGAGUCUGGUCCCAAGAUCAUCAGGAUUCAAAUCCUGGUUUGAUGAGUACAUU